CAGGACCCCAGGCAGCCACAAGGAUGCCUGAGUAAAAUCAAACUUGCGUCAUUCUCGCGGGCAACCUACUUGUUUUGGGGCCUAGUUGCCACAAAGCUGUCAGUGCUAAAGGAAGUUAGCUAGCUCGAGCGACCGAUUUUUAGCUUUUAAUUGCUUCUGUUCACAAAAGGGACCAGACCUUUGUGAUUUUUGAGGUGGAUAAUCGCGAGACAACAACAGUGGCCAUGGCUAUGAUUAUGACUGUGGAUCAGUUGGAGACGAAAACGUUGUUACUUCAGGAGUCCUUGAAGACUGAAGAAGACCUGUUGGAUUAUGAAUGUGAGGAUGAAAAACAUACGUUUGAGUCUCCAAAUGACUCAGUUUGCUGUGUAAAUGAAACUGCCAGAAAGAGGAAACUAUGCCAAAACGGCUUGGACUGUCCCAGACCAUUUAAAAAGCCAGUGGUAGUGUUGACUAGACUUCCUGAAUAUAAGGUCAGGUCUCUGCGACCACCAACGCCUCAGCAGUUCUACAGUGAAGAUGAGUCUCUCAGCAGCUCUGAUUCAGAUAUGCAGUGGGAGCCAGAAGUUGAUUCCAGUGAUUCAGAUUUUUCACCCUCUAACAGUACACAGAAACCUGCAGGAAUGAACAAAUGCAGUGAGAGCGACAGAACACCACCACCUGCUUCACCUGCGAGCACCAGCACCAAUGCGGCAGAUGUGGCUCCUGUUAUAAUAUCAUCAGUGUUUGGCCAUUCCUCCAAGGAAAUAAUAACUGCCCGACCUGAGGCACCAAAGGCAGAACUCAAAUUGAACAUGGUAGUUCUGGCUAGGAGAAGACCUAUGAGGUGGCAACGGGGGAAAAUAGUCGAGAUAGUUACAAGGGAAGACGGACGGUUGAAAUACAAAGUCAGUUUUGAAGAAAAAGGGAAGAGUCUAGUAUCUGGACACCACGUUGCUUUUGACACCACAGCAAAGGUGGAGCAGCUGUAUGUUGGUGGCCGUGUGGUGGUUCAGUGUCAAGAUAACAAGUACCGGUUCCAGCCUGGUGUCGUAGGCGAGCUCCCCAGCAGAAAGAACCGCUUAAGGUUCUUGAUCUUUUUGGAUGAUCACACGCCGGUCUAUGUUGGGUUACCUUUAAUUCAUUUGGUUUGGAAACCUUUGGAAAACGUUGCAGAUGACAUUCCAGAGGGCCCUCACAAAGACUUCAUAGAACAUUACCUGAAGAAGUGGCCGUACCCUCAGUUAACCCAGUACAGGCUUGGACAGACCCUUAAUGCUGAAUUGAACGGAGUCCUGCAAAAGUGUGAAGUGCAGAUUAUUGACUGCAGCUUAAUGCAGGUUGUCUUUCAGGAGAGUGAACAUAAGGAGUGGAUAUACCGAGGUUCGUCACGACUGGAGCACAUGGCAAAGUUUUUGGAGAUGAAACACAGAGAACAGCUUGAGUGCGACUCUGACUGAACGUCUCCUGAUGCAGUAGCUGCAAAAAUUGAAACUAUUUUACAAUCGGACGAGAUGCCUUUUUUUUUUUUUUUUUUUUUUUUAAAUUCUUUUUUUUGUGGAGAACCAGCAGCCAGUAACAAAUGAGUGCGAUGGUACAAAUGAGUGACUCGAGCAUACUCAUUUUAAGCUGUUCCAGCUUGAAACAGGUUUUAUUUCUCCUUUUUUUUGUAUUUACUUUUAAUGUACAGACUUUAAGAAAUAUAUAUAUAUGUAGUUGGUGGAUUAAUGCAUUUCCAAAUGUUUGUCCAACAUAAACAAUUUACUCAAUAAUCGUUAUAGUCAUUUUCUGUCCUUUUUUUUUUUUUUAAAAACACUUUGCAGUGUACACUGAUUUAUGAUUGAAAUGUGUCCUGUGCUGAGACGGGAUAAACAUUGUGUAACUUGGUUUCAGGUAUCCCCCCCGUAUUAUUUUAUCCUGUAGAUGUCUGAAGUAAAAAAACAGAUUUUCAUAGUGAGAAUUUUGAAGGAAUGGAGCUUAUGCUUUGAAGCAUUAGUUAAAAUGUGUUAGUUUUAAUGCUUGCUGACGUUCAGAAACAUUACUGUAUAUCACGUUUUCAGUGACUGUCUUCACACAGGAUGAUUUUCUGACAUGCCCUUUUUCUUGCUACUUUUCAACUCCAUAACUCAGGAACUGAAUUGGAUACUGAUGGGUGAUGCAGUUCAUGUCUGCCCACCAUAAUAGUGUCAUUUUUCUGUUCUGCCACAUUGAAAGGGCGUAUGCAGAUUUUUGUGAAUAGUAUCGACUGUUUAGCCACCAAAAUAAACCAGUUGCCUAAU
Molecule: messenger RNA, 2258 nt
Organism: Oreochromis aureus
Lineage: Eukaryota; Metazoa; Chordata; Actinopteri; Cichliformes; Cichlidae
Product: histone-lysine N-methyltransferase SETDB1-B-like
Exons: 9
Coding region: 225-1439 (404 amino acids)
Biological process (GO): heterochromatin organization; negative regulation of gene expression
Cellular component (GO): nucleus
Molecular function (GO): histone H3K9 methyltransferase activity
Source: RefSeq, a predicted model, not a curated record